This is a messenger RNA of Sinocyclocheilus grahami, 1217 nucleotides long. RefSeq names its product coiled-coil domain-containing protein 17-like. The coding region runs from base 27 to 1217 and encodes 396 amino acids. The transcript is spliced from 10 exons. NCBI's taxonomy places the organism in Eukaryota, Metazoa, Chordata, Actinopteri, Cypriniformes, Cyprinidae. The record is from RefSeq and is a predicted model, not a curated record.
AAUUCUACAGAGUACUUGCUGGAGAGAUGGAAGGUUUGGGGGUGUUAAUUUGUCGAAACUGUAAGAUGGCAUUCUGUUCUACUGCACUCUUGGAUAAACACAAGGCCAAAUUCUGCAUUGGCACAGACCUAAAAGACCCACUCGCUCUGUGGAGACAAAGUGGAUUCAUGCAAACGGAGAAAGCAGCUGUGAAGAUGGUGCACCCUACACCUGAUUUAAUGAGUCUGAAGGAAAAGACAGAUCAUCAAAUGGAUGAGAAAGAGAGUGCACAGGACAAUGUGUCAGAGAAUACUGCUCUAAACAAACUCACUGAGGAGUUUCAAAAACUCAGGAUGUCGUUUGAACCAAACCUGCCCAGAAGACAGCAAGAGGUCGUGUUCUUCCAGCAGAGAGCUGAUGAGCAAAGGGCUCUUCAUGAGCAGAGACUGGCUGAGAUCAGAGCACACAACAACCAGCUGGAGAAGCAGAGAGAGGAAAUAGAAGAGCGGCUUGCCGAGCUGGCAGGAUGGGAGAGGACGGCUCAUCUUGAAGAAGUGCUGCAAGAACUGAGGUAUCAGGAACAGAGAAACGAGGAGGUUCUGCAUCAGCUCAGCUCUCACAUCAACUCAAUGAAAGGGCCCAGUUCAAAUGAAGUCCCCUCUAACCCACCAGAGAGAAAGAAGACACAACAUGUUGCUUUUGACUUGAUCGCUUCUGUGGAUGGACCUCUCUCUGCUCAGAUAAGAGCUUUGCGUCUGGCAUACAUGCAGUCUGGUGGUUCUGAUCCAGAGGUUCUGGCCAAUAUGCAUGACCUUCAAGCAGAGGCUCUUACACUGGAGCAGGCAAAACAUAUAGCUGAAGGCAAGACAAAAGGAAGACGGAUGAAGUCUCCUCACAGACUGCUGGACCCUGAUGUUCUUGCUGUGGAGCAGGAGAACCAAAGGCUUGAGGAGGAAAUCUUCAGAAUCCAGCAGGCCAGGGAGAAGAACAAAGGAGAGUCUGGAUCAGGGCUUAUUGAUAUCCAGAAAGACCACAUCCAUCAAAUGGCUAGCCUUCAAGCCGAGAUCGCCUUUUUAAGGAGAGAAAUAGAGAAGGGCAGAGAGAGAAGACCACACCAUCCUCAAGCUCCUCUGCCUGUUUUUCCUGGAUCUUCUAUGGCCAUAAUACACCCUGCUCUGCCACUGAGUACAGCCAUCUCCAGCUUCCCUUCCGCUCUCUCCCAGUUCAAGCAUCCUUAA